CUAACUGCCUUCAUUCUUUUCUGUAGGUUGAGUUGGCCCUGUGGGAUACUGCAGGACAAGAAGAUUAUGAUCGACUUAGGCCUCUGUCAUAUCCAGACACCGAUGUUAUACUUAUGUGUUUUUCAAUUGAUAGUCCUGAUAGUUUAGAAAACAUACCAGAGAAGUGGACCCCAGAGGUGAAACAUUUCUGCCCCAAUGUGCCUAUCAUCCUGGUAGGAAACAAGAAGGACUUAAGAAAUGAUGAGCACACACGACGGGAGCUGGCCAAAAUGAAGCAGGAGCCAGUCAAACCUGAAGAAGGCAGAGACAUGGCAAACCGCAUUGGUGCAUUCGGGUACAUGGAGUGCUCUGCAAAGACCAAAGACGGUGUGAGGGAGGUUUUUGAAAUGGCCACUAGAGCUGCUUUGCAAGCCCGGCGUGGCAAGAAAAAAUCUGGCUGCCUUCUCUUGUAAAGCAUGGCCAAGGGAAGACGGCCCAGGCAGCACCCUGCACUUGAUUAAUUUUGAAGUGCUGUUUAUUAAUCUUAGUGUAUGAUUACUGGCCUUUUUCAUUUAUCUAUAAUAAUUUACUUAAGAGAUUUAAAAAUCAAAUCAUCUUGCUACCAAUAUUUAGAAGCCAACUAUGAUUUUUAUAACAGUCUGCAUCAAAUUCAUCUGUGCACACAAGUAACGUCAACAUUCCUUUAACAAAUGUCUGCACGUGCAGGAUGUGCCAGGCACUAAUUGAAGACAAUUCUCUAACUUCUUGCUUCUUUCUAGAAAGAGGAAAAAGCUGGUAACCCUGAGAAUUGGGCUGUAACUAUUUUAUAACUAGUGUACCUUCAAAUUGGGUACAAGAGCUACAUGGCUGUAUGUGGAGUCCAGAAUAACGCCAGUGCUUUCACAUUUUAGGAAGAUUUGUUUUUUCAUGGCUGCAUUGGGUGUAAAACGAUAUUUUGAAACUGUGACCACCCUGAAAUAACAGAUCCCAUCUAGCUAUGAAAAGUGACAGUUCUGUAGUUUCGUGUUAGUUACCUUUUAGUUACCAUUUAAUUAGUGCCACUUAAAUGUAUGGUACCAAAAAUAAAUCUAUAUGCCCCAGCCGCAGUGUAGUAUUUUUUUGUAUAAUUGGAUUUCCUACUACUGUUACUUGUAAUCCCUGAGUAAGGUUUUUCUGUUUUUGUUUGUUUUGUUUUUGUUUUUGUUUUUGUUUUGUUUGUUUUUUAAGAAAGUUUAUUUGAAAAUAAAGGUGAGUGGAAAGCAGCUGAUUCCUCCCCCACCUCCCUGUUUGUUUGUAAGUGUCUGACCCAUUUGUAUGGUAUAAAUUCUAAUCUCUGCACCCAGGAAGAGGUUUUUUCUGUGAUCUUCCAGCACCUGCCUUAGGAGCCAGGAAAAGGCAGCCUAUUCACACUCAAGGCAACUGAACAUUUCAGAAGCUUUAAGUUAACCUGCUGGACUCAGCUCAAGGCUAUAAAAAUGCAAGUUCUUUAUGUAUUGGUUACCACCUGGUGGCCAAACUCCCAUCUGUGAACUUCUUGCUGAUCUGCAGCCAACUAAACUCUUCUUUUCUGUAUUAUUUCUUUUUUCCAACAACUAAUAGAAUAAAGGCAGUUUUCUAAGC
Molecule: messenger RNA, 1599 nt
Organism: Trachemys scripta elegans
Lineage: Eukaryota; Metazoa; Chordata; Testudines; Emydidae
Gene: RHOA
Product: ras homolog family member A
Exons: 3
Coding region: 114-452 (112 amino acids)
Biological process (GO): cell migration; stress fiber assembly; small GTPase-mediated signal transduction
Cellular component (GO): cleavage furrow; dendritic spine
Molecular function (GO): GTPase activity; GTP binding
Source: RefSeq, a predicted model, not a curated record